GCGGUGUGCUGGCAUUUACUUAGCUAAUUCACUUGCCUUAAACUCUCAAAGAGGCUGUCCCGCUUCUUUGAUCGCGUCUCCACCAUUGCGCUCUGUUGAUCCUCCAUCCUCAUCCGGAGCAACAUCCUAUUACCCGACAUCAACCUCUCUCACUCUCUGGUCGGGCUGUGUCCGGUCAUCUACACAAUUCUUAAAAAUGAAGCACUCCUAACUUAUCCUUUAUUUCUUUUGCCGACAUUCAAAUCUAGCAACGCUGUUUCGAACCCAAUAGUAAAUCGCCAUUACAACUACUUAAUCAUGGUCGCCGAAUUCGAACGUGGCGUACAGGUACGCCAAAAGCGAGUCACUACCUAUGGCAAGGCUUUGAAGAAGAGACGACCAAAGGCUGUUUUUACACCAGUCACGGCUUCUGAAUCUAUGUCCGACGAUGAACCUGUUGUCGCGACUAAACCAGUGACGGAGAGUCGCCGCUCGCCUCUCGUUCCUGCGCCGAAACCUAAAAUACCGUCUGCGCGCUUCAAGAGUCUAGACGAAACUCGUGACACACGAAACACAAUCGCAUCAUCGCAAGGGCUCCCUAGCAUUGAUAGGAAGCGAAAAGUCUCACAGAUUUACCAAUCCAGGGAACAAUCGCAACCAGUCAGUGACGAAGAACCCCCAUCUGCGCCAGAACCUCGUCGCUCGCGUGUCUCGCAGCCCGAUGUCACGAACAAGGAAGGCGCCAGCGCCCGGCAAUACUCUCCUCCCAAUUCAAUGAGCAGAGACACGAUUGGGCCUCGACUAUCGAGCCCGCCGCCUACACCUACGCCCCCAAGAGUAUCUAAGCCUGUAGCGAAACCACCAUCUCAUGUCCCCAGGCGGGCACCCGUGAAUUUGCCUUCAACCAAGAGUGUACAGAAGCAACCUAUACCACACCAACAUCCAAUUCCUAUACACCUUGCCCGAGAUCUAGAUGGAAAAGCGAAGCAACCAAACCCGCUGUCUCGUACGAUGUCACAGGAGCAAAGCCAACGCGCGUUGGUUAAUAAGUCUCGAGGUAACAGUCUCGCGAAAAAGCCACGGAAACGAUUGAUUGAUGCUCUAGUGGAACAAGAGUCCAGCGAUGAUACAGCUAUAGACGAAGACAUCAGUGAUACUCAAGAUACCUCGUCCCAAGCUAUGUUCAGCCAAUCAAGUAGCGCGAACGAUCUAGACAACCAAAGCUCGCUGGAAACUCCAAAACCCAAAGUCAGGAUAGCGCCUGCCACAGGCGCAAGAACAUUUACACGGUCUAGCAGCGCGCUCAAAUUUACCUAUGGGCAGGGGCGGAAGGUGCUUGAAGAAGAGGAUGACCUAUUAGAAUCCUUGGCUCUGCCAAGUGAUUCGUAUUCGCGAAGACGAUUGGAUCUUGGGAGUCCUAAGAAGCCAACGGCGGCCACAGGGUCGUUUGACUACGAUGAUGUUGACGAUGGAUCAUCCAAGUCGCCUAGCUCUAAACUACGAGGUAUCCAUGAACUUCGGCAGGCCGGCGCCAAUUCGCGCGUGGCUGAUGCCAUGCAAGAUAUGGUCGACCAGAUAGGCAAGCCUGGUGCCAAUCUAUCGUCUCGUCGAGCAGCCUUGUUGCAGGUCACCGAGAAAAUGCGAGAUAAGUCUUUUAUACGACAGUGUCUUGAUCACGGAGUCGAUAACGUCAUGCUCAAAGACAUCGGCAAAGAAACUGAUGCUAUUUGCACCUACCUCAUCUUGUCCUCGCUCGCUAUGAUUAUUACCAAUGGUUCAUCCGCCCACUUGGUCUCAUUGCUUCGCACAGAGCAAGCUGGCUCAGCAUUCGCUCGGCUCCUUAGCAUCAGUGAAGACAUAAAAAAGGUAGCGAGAGACCGGAAGACUAACCUUUCCAAGAGAAGCCAAACCUCGAUCAUUGGUAUUGAAAGCAUACUUCGAGACUUAUCUAUUUGGGAUGGGGAGCGACCUUCAUUUAUCUCGCCAAGAAAUCUCGCCAUCAAAUGUCUUCAACUCCUCAUUGCACAAGACGUUCUCAUUGGUGGAGAUCAAAGCAUUGUCACAGAUGCUGUUACAAAGCAUCUUUUCGAGGUGCUCUCCGAUGCUAGUAGCAAUUCUGAGUACUGGGGCUAUCCGCAGACUGCGCGAUCAGUUGAGCUUUGCGGCGCGCUCUCUGUGUUAGAUGUCCAUGCCGUGAGUAUGACGGCUACUCGACGCGGCAAUGGUGAAUGGGCCAUAGGAUACCUCCCGCUCAUAGCCGACGCUUUUUAUACGUCGCUUCAAACACCAGCUCAUGAUGGAAAAGCAUUAAAUGAUCUGAUCCUUAAACUCACUAUUAACGUCACCAACAAUAAUCUCGCCGCCCCUGACGUCUUUGCUUCAAAGGGAUUGCUACCAGCUUUGGCUGACUCGAUUUCAAGAAACUUCACCCAGGCCCUAGCCCUUAUCUCCCAGGAUACGGGAGCGGACGGAAUUCUCGAUAGUCUUGUUCUCCGACUUGGAAUCCUCAUAAAUUUUGCGGAGCAUAGUGAGCUAGUCCGACAGAUGGUGAAUGAUUGUGAAUAUGAAGGUCGAGAACCCGUAAAUGAAUUGAUUCGGCUCUUCAUAGACAAUCACCGCCGAACAGGCGAGGCCGAUUCUAUGGAAAAGACUCAUCUCAACGUGGCCUUUGGUUAUUUAUCGGUACUGCUUGGUUAUCUAGCACUACACAGGCCAGUUCGCCGGAAAUUAAUAUCUAUUCAUUCGGCUAAGAGCAUCGGCCCCUUGAUUGGGUCGAUCCGAGAGUUUAUAGCUCAUUAUGAGCAAGUCGAAAACGCCAUAAGCGAGAGCCAAGAUGACGACCGUCCUCACGGAAGUUUUGUUGAAGGGCUUCAACAACUAGUGCAACAGUUGGAGGACCAUGCCGCCCGUGAUUAGACGCUCGGGAAAGGUAGCAAUAGCAGCUAUUAGUUACUAGAUAGCCGACGUACGCCACUCUUAUUGCACGCCAUACACAGCUUAGUUGCGACGAGACCCGUUUGGACGACAAUGUUUCUACAUAUUUACGAUAACGAGACAUUAGACAUGUACUAUAGGACAUAUUUCUACACUUCCACGCGGGCACACACCAGGGACACGAAAGCGACAGUGCGAUGAGUUAACGUUAGAAGCAUUGGCGACAAAGCCACAUCCAAAUAAAUACCCAUGGGCACGGAUUAGAUAGCUAGGGCCAUAUACCCGUCCACAAUAAAACCAAAUGGACCGAGCCUACCAGAGGGCCCUUGCAUACA
Molecule: messenger RNA, 3248 nt
Organism: Xylaria bambusicola
Lineage: Eukaryota; Fungi; Ascomycota; Sordariomycetes; Xylariales; Xylariaceae
Product: wings apart-like protein regulation of heterochromatin-domain-containing protein
Exons: 2
Coding region: 298-2895 (865 amino acids)
Source: RefSeq, a predicted model, not a curated record